AUGGGGUGGGCCCUCAAUCCUCCGAGCACCGAGUAUAUGCUUGAAGAGCCUGGACGCAUGCAUACACGAGACGCCCGCCUCUUUCGACUGAAGGAAAAUGACCUGCUUAUCCCAUACUUUGACAACAUUUGUUUUCCUGAUUCAGAUGACGUCCAGAAUGAUCUUCUGAAGACGUACCACAAGCUCGACGGGCGCGCAAUUUGCUAUGAUGCAGCAAAUAGCCCGUCUAAGUGA
Penicillium soppii is the source of this 234-nucleotide messenger RNA. RefSeq lists its product as uncharacterized. NCBI's taxonomy places the organism in Eukaryota, Fungi, Ascomycota, Eurotiomycetes, Eurotiales, Aspergillaceae. The transcript has a single exon. The record is from RefSeq and is a predicted model, not a curated record. Bases 1 to 234 code for a protein of 77 amino acids.